Aspergillus sclerotioniger CBS 115572 is the source of this 1599-nucleotide messenger RNA. Its product is annotated as asparagine--tRNA ligase SLM5. NCBI's taxonomy places the organism in Eukaryota, Fungi, Ascomycota, Eurotiomycetes, Eurotiales, Aspergillaceae. Gene Ontology annotation, biological process: asparaginyl-tRNA aminoacylation. The transcript has 3 exons. The record is from RefSeq and is a predicted model, not a curated record. The coding region runs from base 1 to 1599 and encodes 532 amino acids. Gene Ontology annotation, cellular component: mitochondrion. Gene Ontology annotation, molecular function: asparagine-tRNA ligase activity; ATP binding.
AUGCAGACAUGGCGGAGGACAUUCGCCACAUCGGUUGCGCGGCUGAAUCAUAGGCCAGCAGCAAGGCCUGCCGGUUCCACGCUUCUCCGCUGCGCGCAGCUCCUCGAGAGUCAGAAGGGAUCUAGCUGGGAAGACCAGGAAAUCAAGUUGAACGGAUUCAUCCGCUCGGUUCGCAAGCAGAAGCGCUUUGCCUUUGCCGAGAUCUCCGAUGGCUCGACGGUCAAGCCUUUGCAGGCGAUCUUGAAUCCGUCGCAGGCCGCUGAUUUAUCCACUGGAACAGCUGUAGAGAUAUCCGGCCUGUGGAAGGCAUGCCCCCCGGGCAAGGAGCAAACCCAUGAGCUUCAGACCACCGCCGUCAAUAUCGUGGGCAAAACCGACCCCGAGACCUACCCAAUUCAAAAGAAAUACCACAGUCCUGAAUUCCUCCGGCAGAUCCCCCACCUCCGCGUGCGAACACCCUUCAACUCCCUCCUCUCGCGAUUCCGAUCCGAAUGUCUAUACCAGCUCGGAAACGUGUUUCGACACGCCCCCAAUGGUGGCUUCAUCCAGGUGCACCCGCCUCUCAUCACCUCAUCGGACUGCGAGGGUGCUGGCGAGACAUUCACUGUGAUGCCGCGAGAGGCAGUUGGGACAACACCAGCCGAUGGCGAGCACUUCUUCCGGGCACCAAAAUACCUCACGGUAUCAUCGCAACUGCAUCUGGAAGCUUACGCCGCGGAGCUUGGGAACGUAUGGACCAUGUCGCCCAUGUUUCGAGCCGAGAAGAGCGACACGCCGCGCCAUCUGAGCGAAUUUUACAUGUUGGAAGCCGAGGCAAACUUCAUGGACAACCUCGACUCCCUCACCGACCUCGUCGAGUACCUCCUCCGCGAUCUUACCCGGCGCCUCUACGACACCCCCGUGGGACAGGAGAUUCUGGACGCGAAACGCCCGGGCGAAUCCAGUCCGGAAGAAUCGGCAGCACCUGCUGACCUGCGCCAGCGUUGGCAAGACAUGAUUGACGGACCCAAAUGGCGGCGCAUGACCUACACCGAAGCAAUCGAGUUGCUCCAGGACGCCGUCACCAAGGACUCCGCCUCCUUCGAGUACCCUCCAACGUGGACGGGCGGACUCCAACUCGAACACGAGAAGUAUAUCGUGGACGUGCUCAACAACGGCCACCCGGUCUUCGUGACCGACUACCCCAAGCCAAUCAAGCCCUUCUACAUGAUCCCGUCUCACGCCUCGGGGGCCACCACUCAGGGCGAAACCGUCGCCUGCUUCGAUCUCCUCCUCCCAGAGGUCAGCGAAGUAGCCGGCGGAUCUCUGCGCGAGCACCGCCUCCCGGAGAUAAUCCAGAACAUGCGCGAGCACGGCCUGAUCAAGCGCGCAUCAGGUGACGAGGGCACAGCCACCGACGAAGGAUCGCUGUACCCUCACCUCCUGCCCGGCGAAGACCUAGGCCACCUCCAAUGGUACGCCGACCUCCGACGAUGGGGAACCGCCCCGCACGGAGGAUUCGGUCUUGGCUUCGACCGUUUCCUAGGCUAUUUGGCAGGGGUCUCUAGCGUUCGAGACGUUGUCGCCUUUCCGAGAUAUUUCGGUCGGGCAGACUGCUGA